UGCUAGUUAGUUAUCGCAUCGUUGAGAUUCAUUGCAUGUGGCGUAAAUACGCACCCUAAUACGCACCUUAAUGUCCGGCGCUUCGCAUGCGCGCUACUUCUGUAUUCAUAACUUUGCAUAAGAAGGAAAAAAAAUCCCAUCUUUAAAAUGAGAUGAGAUUAGGUCGAAGUGAUUAACGGUCCGUGUUUCCUCGCGUGAGGUGGAAUAUCUCUAAAUUCUUCUGUUAUUGUUGUUGUCUGGGAUGCACCAGUGUUAAUUGGCGUUUGAGGCCGAUGACACGAAACGUUAUUCGGCUGUUUUUUUCCCCUUCUCUGUGACCGUUAAAGUUUAAAAUGCAGCCGGAGUAACAGCACCUUUCUUGUCUCAACAGCAGGCACAAAAAGCGAGGCUUCUGCCGAGGGAGGAACGCAGCUGAGCACCAAAGAGACACAAGAGAGAGAGAAAGCCCAGCGCUGAUGCACAAGUGAGAAUAAAAUCACAGUUUAAGCUCCUGAUGCAAUUCGCAAACUCGUUUUCUGGGAGUUUGAGGGAGUUUGAAGACAGUACUUAACGUUAUCAGAUAAUUAAUUAGACACCCCAUAAGCCCGGAAAUCAAUUAAUUCACAAAUCAAUAAAUCCAUAGUCUGGUGUAAUGAGAGACCUUCCAGACUGUUAGCCCGGCUGCUGAACAACAAUAACAAGAAGAGGAGAGCAACGACACAAGGGGGGAGGGGGGGUGGGUGCAAUAAAUACACGUUUAUUUGUCGAGCUUUUGAAGAUGGAUGGGAGUCUAGGGGAGAUGUCCCUCCACGGUCACCCCGAUCUGGCCCACAGCCAGGACGGCAGGGCCAUGCUGCACUCGCGGGACCUCUCGGCUGCCUUCCCGAGGCCCUCCCUCGGGGGUCCCUCCAUGUCCCUGGAGCCCGAGCCUCGUCCGUCGGGCUUCGACCACUCCAUGUCGGCACUGGGCUACAGCGGCGACUCCCCGUCCAGCUCCGGCAGCACCUACACCACCCUGACCCCCUUGCAGCCCUUCGACGACAAGUUCCAUCACCACCACCACCACCACCACCCCUGCCUCCCCGUCAGCAACGUCAUCGGCAGCUUCACCCUCAUGCGCGAGGACCGGGGCCUCGGCACCAACUUCUACAACCCAUACGGCAAGGACCUGGCCAUGUCCCAGAGCCUGUCGCCCCCGUCCACGGGUUCGGGCCUGGCCUCCUCCAUGCACGGCUACGGCAGCUUGGGGAACAGCCCCAACGGCAACGGCGGCCAGAUGCUCCACGCCGGCUACGACGUCCACGGGGGAAGCCUCUUCUGCCGAACGUCAGAUUUUGGCCGCGAGAUGUCGCCACCGGGCCUGGGCGGAGGCGACGUGUCUGUGGGGCAUCAGCUGAACAAGAUGGAGGCUCACCAGCACGCCCCAGGCCACCACCCUCACAUCUACAGCCAGCACUACCAGCCCCACCAUCACCCAAGCCAGCAGGCCUCCAAGAUGGGCGAGCACCUGCACUCCUCGUCGUCCGCCAUGUCCUCGCCCGGCGAGGGCAUGCUGCCGGGCUCGCAGGGCGGCGGCGGCGGGGAGGAGAUCAACACCAGAGACGUGGCCCAGAGGAUCAUCACCGAGCUGAAGAGGUACAGCAUCCCCCAGGCCAUCUUCGCCGAGAGGGUUCUGUGUAGGUCACAGGGCACGCUGUCUGACCUCCUGAGGAACCCCAAGCCCUGGGGCAAGCUCAAGUCCGGCCGCGAGACCUUUAAGAGGAUGUCCCGCUGGCUGCAGGAGCCCGAGUUUCAAAGAAUGGCCUCGCUCCGGCUGGAGGCCUGCAAGCGGAAGGAGCAGGAGCAGAGCAAGCUGGAGCGAAACCAGGGCCCGAAGCGCACCCGGCUGGUGUUCACGGACCUGCAGCGCCGCACCCUCUUGGCCAUCUUCAGGGAGAACCACCGCCCGACCAAAGAGCUGCAGAUCACCAUCUCCCAGCAGCUGGGCCUGGAGCUCUCCACCGUCAGCAACUUCUUCAUGAACGCCCGCCGACGCAACGUCAACAAGUGGGCGGACGAGGGCCGUCCCUCCUCCACGGGUUCCUCGGGCUCCAGCGUCUCCUCCUCGGCCGUGUCCUGCAGCACGGCAUGAUGACGGACCGCCAAGGAGGGGCGGUGGGGAGGGGCGCCGAAAGGGAGCAAGGGGGGCACAUAGACUGGUCUAGGCAGAGAUCAGCCGUCAUAAAUGUCCUCCUCGUUAUCAGAAGGAGCGACAGAGCCGAGCUGUUAUAGAUGAUUUUAUGAAGAUGAAGCUUUUUGUUUUUCCCAAACCAAAGUUGAUCGCUCCCUUGAAAUAAAAGGGGGGCGAUACCCAGAGUGAUACGACCGCAGGAUGCGAGGUCCUGCUUGUAUAGUCGAGGGUGCAAAGAUGAUUUGACUCAAAGACAGAGUCACACCCUCACAUAGACGCCGUCUCAUUGCAUUAUUUUGAUUAUCUAGAUUAGAGAUAAUGAGGGUAUUACAAAUCAGGAGGAAGCAUAUUUUGGUGUACCUUCUAAUCUAUAGUCGUCUCUCCAAACGUGAAGAAUCAAGAGGUGGCGUUUGCUCACGCAUGGCGAGCUCCAUCGUAUAUCUUCUUAAUCAAAAGUGUUCACCAUCAUCCAAAGACGUUAAUACUCCCCCGAUGUCCUUAUGGUCCUGUUUUUUCCUCAAGAAUCAAGGUGAAAGAGGAAGAAAAAGGCUUUUUAUUCUUUUUUAACCCAGUUUUCUGUUUUUUCUGUUUUUUCCCGAAGAACCUAAUUCUCCUUUCUUAGCAUGUGUUACCAUGGUGAUGGUUCCCAGGACUGUACGCCGUAGUUCCACGUUUUCGGGAGCCUGGAAUUAUCAGGGGGGGUUAUGUAGCGUCCGUGACUCCCAGCCGUCAAUCAUUAUACCCCUCAAACGGGAGAGCCCGUUCCCCUGUGUUUCGCGAAAGAUGGUCCCGCCUCGAAUGAAUCAGAGUUCUCGAGAGGGGGAACCGCGGCGCAGCUCGCCGUACGCCAGGACCGGAUCAAUAAACACAAAGGAGGGAUGCAGAAACGGACUUGUCGGUGCAACUGUCUAGCUUUAAGACUCUGACUGAGCUUCCAAUCGAAAGCUCCACAGCCAUUUUUUUUGACUCAAAAAUCAAGCCAAAAAAAAAAAAAAAGGAAGAAGAAAAACAACCUUUGAACACAAAUGCUCCGUGGGGAAGAGCUACACCCGACACAAUGUAUAGUGACAUUGUAGUAUUUGUUUUUCCACUCAUUUCCAAAUAACUGUACACACCUCUGCUCCAUCACGAAACCUCUUCUCCUUUUUUUUUUUUUUUUUUUACAGAUGUCUAGAAAAUGGAGGAAUGUGAUUCUUUCAGCCCUUUUUGUACAGAUUUCAAGCACAUCGCUCUAUUUAUAGAAACACGAUGGAGGUGUGGGGCAGUUUGUUUCAGCCCUGCUGAUGUACAAGGUCAUUUUUUUGGUCCACAAAGGAACGGCUUUAACAUGCCUCCUUAUAGCCGAUCGUUAAAUCAAACCAAGAACGUCUCAAAUGCAAUUGCUGAUCUGAUCAAUGUAUUUAUUACUGAAUUUGUGUAUUUAUUGUUUUCCCUUUAUUUCUUUCCUCUAUUUAUUUGGUUAUUUAUUUAUGCUAUCUAUAUACUGUAAGUAUUUAUUUAACAAUGCUCUGUAUGUCUGUGUGAAACUGAAGACUUUUUCUGAUGGGCACUUUUAGCUGUAGAAUCCCAUCGUAAUACCAAAGAUUAACAUUGCCUCCCUGAAUGUACGGCCUGAAUCCCUGAACCCAGUACCCGAUCCCAACCUGAUCCCACCCCGAUUCAGCCCGACCCACCCAGUGAUGUUGCGUAUCUCUCUCUAUCUUUAAGGCCUGGCCUUUGUUUUUCGUUUUUUUUUUUGCUUUCUUUUUUGUAGAAUAAUGGGGAUUUCUUUACUCUUGCAAAUGUCUCUGCGGUCAGCUCUUAACGCCAAGGCCAAAGCUUGUUUGAAUGUUGUGAUAAUAUUUAGAAUUAAUGCUAUGAAUAAUAACAAUAAUAACGAUGAUGAUGUGGCAUCCCAUAGGUUCACAGGUUGCUCGUAAAGUUGUGUUCAGAGCAAUGCCAUCUGGCGGAGAGUGUAAAGUGUCUGAGGACCCACUUAAAGCCGUCUGAAGCCACCAUUGAGUGCCACCCCCCCAUCCCCCUCACCUGCCCCCCCUCCCCAAUGCAGUGCAGACACUCCUGUCUAUGUCCAACUCAGUGUGAUCUCACCGUCCUCCACAUGCCCAGUUGUCUCAGUUCCAACAGGGUUCUUAGGGUUCGUUCCUGGACCUUUGGGGUUCUUACGGUGUGCGCCUCAUCUUCUGGGGAUCUUGGACUUUUGGUUCCUGGGUUCUAAUGGUUUUAGGGUUUGUACCUGGACUUUUGGGGUUCUUAAAGUGUGCUCCUCAUCUUCUGGGGGUCUUGGAUCUUUGGUUCCUAGGUUCUAAUGGUUUUAGGGUUUGUCCCUGGACCUUUGGGGUUCUUAAAGUGUGUUCCUCAUCUUCUGUGGAUCUUGGGUUUUAGUUCCCUGGGUUCUAAAGGUCUUAGAGCUUGGCCUUCUUGGGUUGUUUUGCUUCGUUCCUCAUCUUUUAUGGACUCUGAUUUGGUUGUGAGGCCUCUUAUGUUUCUUGGUUUUGUCUGUCUGAACUUCUAAGGGUCUAAGAGUUUGAUCCUCAUCUUGCAGGGCUCUGUGAUUAUGUUGCAAGGCUUUUGGGGCCCUACAAGAGCGUUAGGAUUAAUUUCCUGAUCAUCUGGGGUUCUUGGAGUUCAUUCCUGGUCCGUUAGGGUUGUUUAGGUUCAACUUAGCUUCCACAGGCACAAGUGAUUUGAUUUUCCAGCAUUUUGUGUUGUAGACGCCUAAAUUAGGAGAAAAACAGACUCUCUGUGUAAAUGCUACCAAAGACUGGGGAGGUUAGCUUGGCUGUUUUCCACCCUCUCUCUCUCUCUCUCUUUCUCUGUCUUUAACGUUGGAAGGGGGCGGAUUGCCGGGGCCCCCUUCACAGCGUGCACUUGAAAGACGGGCGGUCAUGAAAGAGGCCAUCGACUUUUCCGCGGACUUCAAAGAGGAGGCUUUUUUCAUCCCGUCUCCUCUCUGGGUAUCUGGUCUGGGGUCCGCUCUUGGCCAGACCUGUGGGCUUUAGGGGGCAUUCAAAGGGGGCGGGGGGAGAUCAGAGAGGAGGCUGAAUCAUCCAGAAUGAGGAUGGUGGUAGUGGUGUGUGUGUGUGUGUGUGUGUGUGUGUGUGUAGGAGAGGUGGGAGGGGGGCUGUUCGAGGAAAAGGAGGUGUUGGAGUAGUGGGGCAUAGAGCUGAAUUAAAUUUUAAUGAGCAACAAUUGUAAGCAUGCUGAGAGCAAAGGGGGGGCGAUGGUGGGGGUGUGCGGUGGAGUCUGUACAGGGGGGGAAAUGAAAAAAAUAAAAGAGCUUUGAGGCUCCUCUGCCGACCCCUGCACGCCACUGUCAUCGUAUCAAAGCGGAGGUGACACCUUUCAGGUUUCUCUUUGUCUCUCUGACUGGGAGCCUAAAAUGGAGACAGAGCUUUUUGUAUUGAGCCUUCUGCUCCGUGUCAAGCGGGGAAGCUCUUCCCUCUCUGUGCAGACAGGAGGCGAGAGGGAGGGAGGAGUGAAUCAGCAUCGCCCCCUGGUGGCUUUUCUAGGAACUGGACCCUAGAAAAACAAGUCUGGCAGCAGAGGCCGUUGGAAGAGCAAUUCUGAGGGGAACGUUAAAUAAUGAAAUAGCAGAACUGAAAGCUAAUGUUUACUUUCAGAAUAAAAAAGACCAAAAAAACAAAAAAAAUCUCUUUUUUUGAAAAUGUUUAAACCAAAAAAAACAACAACAACCAAAGAUUGAAGGGUGACUGCUGAACGGUGAUGUAUCAUGGGUAGUUUUAGCAGUUCCCUAUCAGAGCUAUCGUAGCACUCAGAGGAUUCAAAAAAGCACCAGUGGGGUUCCGCGUGCUGAUUAUUUAUGUUGCAUAAAACAGUAUCAUGUUGAGCUGGAACUGAGAAACUGACAUGAGGCAGUGUCUUCAGAUGGAAGUCUUUUGACUCUGUAAACCCCAGUGUUACCCUGUCUUCCCCCCCCCCCCAUGUGUACAUGAAGACUUUACCCAUCUACCUCAACUGUGUGAGAUGUUGUGUGGCAAAGAUAUUCCUUAACCAAAGAAUCCAUCCUGUCAGGGUGUCUGUCUAUCUAUCUAUCUAUCUAUCUAUCUUGUCUGUCCAUCCGUCUCUUCUUCAUGCCUUUUACUCCAAACCAAAUGUGCUGGAAUCAAUCCGUAACAGGAGCCGAACAAGGCCCCCGUCCAGCCGAAGCUUAAGUCCAGUAUGCUAGAGUGUCCCAUCGAUACAUGUUCUGUAUAUAAAUAAAAUCAUUCUCAAGACCAAAAAAAAGAAGGGAGGUGACAAUCCAAGCAAGGAGGAUCUUGCUGUAAUCAACGUUGCCUAUUCCUUGUUUUUUUUCUCUCCGAAAACUUAGAAUCAUGUGACUUGCUGUAACAGAAAAGCCCAAAAAUCAAGCUCUCAUCCAAAAAAUAAAAAAGGUCGGAGGAGACAGAAGCUAUUUUUCCACAUUUGUAAGCCACCCCUUCAAACCCCUGUUUUUUCCAAAAUGUUUAGUGUAGUUGAAAUACUGUUCGAUCCCACUGUUGUAAGUAGGAAUUAAUUAAAUCCAUACAAAAAGCUUUAAACGGGGACGAGUUGAGGGAAAUAUUAUAUUUGACUGAGUCUGAGUUUCCUCAGCUCGGACUCGACCCACCAUGCUUUAUCGUGCCAUUCUUGUCCAUGUGUUAGACUUACUAAUGAAUGUGGCUAACCAACCAAAGGCUUUGAAAAAAAAAAGAUACACAACACUUUAAACGUCAAUCAUGGUGGGACAUUUUGUAUCAACAACUAAAGAAAAAUCCCUUUGAAUACCUCAUGUGAAAAUUGUUUGUUGUGAUGUUGCACUAAAAAAAUAAAAAUGACUCAUUUGUAACCCAA
Molecule: messenger RNA, 6982 nt
Organism: Anarrhichthys ocellatus (wolf-eel)
Lineage: Eukaryota; Metazoa; Chordata; Actinopteri; Perciformes; Anarhichadidae
Gene: onecutl
Product: one cut domain, family member, like
Exons: 2
Coding region: 758-2110 (450 amino acids)
Biological process (GO): regulation of transcription by RNA polymerase II
Cellular component (GO): nucleus
Molecular function (GO): RNA polymerase II cis-regulatory region sequence-specific DNA binding; DNA-binding transcription factor activity, RNA polymerase II-specific
Source: RefSeq, a predicted model, not a curated record